AUGGGCGUCAACAAGAAAACCAAACUGAAGUCCCUCUCACAAGGUCGACCACCGACGAUCAAGAAACCAGCUCAACGUAUAUCAAGCAAAGCUACUCGAACUAUAAUUCGUAAUCAUCAUACAUUGGAGAAACGAAAGGCUAAAGCUUUAGCUGAGGGAGACGAAAUCACAGCCGUAGCACUAACACGUGAGAUUGCUUCACAGGGUGGAUUGGAGAGCUAUCAACGUGCAAGUCUCAUCGGACAGGGUAGUGAUAGAGGUGGUGAUAGCAGCAAAAUCUUGAUGGACUGGCUAGCGCCUCUAUGUAAAGAUCUCAAGGGUCUAGCGGAAAAGAACUCGCCAGUUCGCAUGUUGGAAGUUGGAGCACUGAGUACUACAAACGCUUGCUCAAGAAGUCAUACCUUCCAUGUUGAGAGAAUCGAUCUCAAUAGUCAGUCGGAGGGAAUUACACAGCAAGACUUUAUGGAACGACCGCUACCAAAAGACGAGACCGAGAAAUUCAAUAUUAUCAGUCUUUCCCUUGUUUUGAAUUAUGUCCCAGACGGCGUAGGCAGAGGUAAUAUGUUGCUCCGGACUCGCAAAUUCCUGGAGACAAUCUGUCCGGCUGGUGAAGGAUUCAGCAAAUGGUUCCCUGCAUUGUUCUUGGUCCUACCAUCGCCUUGUGUGAACAACUCUCGUUAUAUGGAUGAAGCCAGGUUAGAAGCGAUUAUGGAAAGCUUGGGAUACGUUAUGGUAAAGAAGAAACUCUCGAACAAGCUAGUUUAUUAUCUCUGGCGUUUACAAUCACCGUCAAUGAAACCACGACAAUGGAAGAAGGAAGAGAUUCGAGCUGGGGGUAGUCGCAACAAUUUCUCGAUUGUGCUUAAAAAUUGA
Molecule: messenger RNA, 873 nt
Organism: Sclerotinia sclerotiorum 1980 UF-70
Lineage: Eukaryota; Fungi; Ascomycota; Leotiomycetes; Helotiales; Sclerotiniaceae
Exons: 1
Coding region: 1-873 (290 amino acids)
Cellular component (GO): nucleolus
Molecular function (GO): rRNA (adenine) methyltransferase activity
Source: RefSeq, a predicted model, not a curated record